Bufo bufo (common toad) is the source of this 2239-nucleotide messenger RNA. It is a transcript of the gene CPN1, whose product is annotated as carboxypeptidase N subunit 1. The record is from RefSeq and is a predicted model, not a curated record. Bases 100 to 1464 code for a protein of 454 amino acids. Gene Ontology annotation, biological process: proteolysis. Gene Ontology annotation, molecular function: zinc ion binding; metallocarboxypeptidase activity. The transcript is spliced from 9 exons. NCBI's taxonomy places the organism in Eukaryota, Metazoa, Chordata, Amphibia, Anura, Bufonidae.
UCUCCCCUCCGUCCACCUCACAGAGCUCACCAGUGGGCUGGCACUCUUCUCUGUAACUGGAGCAGGCUGGGUGCAGGAGGGCUGAGGAGAGCUGGAAGAAUGAGUGUGAAGCUGUGCACCCUCCUGCUCCUUGCCCUCCUGUGGAAGGUGGCAGUGCCCAUCAGCUUCCGUUACCACCGCUACACCGAGCUGAUCCAGGCUCUGUACAACGUCCACAAUGCCUGCCCCUACAUCACCAGGAUCUACAGCAUUGGCAGGAGCCACCAAGGGAGGCAUCUCUAUGUCAUCGAGUUCAGUGACCACCCUGGCAUCCAUGAGCUGUUGGAGCCGGAAUUUAAGUAUAUUGCAAACAUGCACGGCAAUGAGAUCCUGGGGAGGGAGCUGCUCAUUCAACUUUCCGAGUUUCUGUGCGAGGAGUAUCGAAACGGCAAUCAGCGGAUCAUCAGCCUAAUCCAAAACACCAGGAUACACAUCAUGCCUUCUAUGAAUCCAGAUGGGUACGAAGUAGCAGCUGACCAGGGGCCAGACACCAAUGGAUAUUUGACCGGGAGAAAUAACUUCAAUGACGUUGACCUGAACCGGAACUUCCCUGACCUUAAUAUGGUCAUGUACUACAAUGAAAAGAACGGAGGGCCUAGUGACCACUUACCUCUUCCUGACAACUGGAAGGAACAGGUGGAACCGGAGACGCUCGCCACCAUCCUCUGGAUGGACAGUUACAAUUUUGUCCUUUCAGCGAAUCUUCACGGAGGAGCUGUUGUCGCAAACUAUCCAUUCGAUAAAACGAAGGACUUUCGGAGCAGAGGUUACCGCCGCAUGACGAGCUAUACCGCCACCCCUGAUGACAAGAUGUUUAAAUCGCUUGCAAUGACAUACUCGUAUUCCCAUGGCUGGAUGCACCAUGGCUGGAACUGUGGAGACUACUUCCCCAGUGGAAUCACCAAUGGAGCUUCUUGGUAUUCUCUUUCUAAAGGUAUGCAAGACUUCAAUUACCUUUAUAAGAACUGCUUUGAAAUUACACUGGAGUUGAGCUGCAACAAGUUUCCGCGUGAGGAGGAGCUGGAAAGGGAAUGGUUCGGUAACAGGGAGGCUCUCAUCACAUUCAUAGAACAGAUUCACAAAGGAAUUAAAGGGGUGGUGACAGAUGAGAAUAAUAAUGGUAUAGCCAAUGCGGUCGUCUCAGUUGCAGGCAUAAACCAUAACAUCUUUUCAGGUGAGGGAGGAGAUUAUUUCCGCCUGUUAUUACCGGACACGUACACAGUAACAGUGUCAGCAGAUGGGUACUAUGCCAAGACCGCAACUGUAGUAGUUGGACCAGAUGAGGCCAUUGUGCUUAAUUUCCAGUUAAAGAAGGAGAAAGUGUCGUCAAGUUCAAGGGAAAAGCUGCCUUCAAGAAACCUAAACUCAAAGAACCAUAUAAAAAAGAUCGCUCCCAGAUCAGUCAACAGAAGGAAAGGGAGAUGAACGCGUCUCGUGGUUACAGGGAGGCUAAAAGAGCCUUCAAUUUAAAGUAAUUCCAUACUUUAAAAGGACUUGAGGUGCCAGUAGACCGCAUUAAAACCUAAGACAGAAAAUCUAAGAUUUUUAAGUAUUAAGCUAUUUUAUAACAUGUAUUUAUGUCAGAAGAAAUAUUACAAUGUAGGUUUAAUCAUUCCAAAAUGGCAUUAUAGUAUCAAUAGAGAGGACGUGUUGUUCCUAGUCUGUACAUAUAGCAGAGCUUAUUGUAUCGCAAGUCACACUCUUCUGUUAAAGGGGUUGUCCCAUCUGGACAUUCAUGGCAUAUCCACAGGAUAUGAGAUAAAUUUCCAGCCGGUGUGGGUCCCAUCUCGGAGACCCACUUCUAUUUCAAGAAUGGAGUCCCGCCAUGCGCUGUUUGGGAACAUAAAGAAGGCCGCGCGUGUGAGGCUCUCUCCAGUCACUGCUAUGGGACUUUUGGGGUCUGGAUGAGCUGGGUGACAACCACAGUGGAAGCCUUAAUGCUGCCUAUAGUUGUCACCCAGCUGUCUCAGUAACAGAUAUUUUUUUAAAAACUUGACAGGCUACAAUUCAUUUAUAUGGUGCUCAAGGUCAACCCAUCCCAUGACGUUUGUCCAUUCACCUGCAUCUUCCAUAUAUCAUUGCACAGAUACAGACGGGUAAUGAGCCUUUUGCAUGACUUUUUGUAUAUGGGAACAACUAUGCAACAUGCACAGAUCAAUCCACAUGUGAAUAAAUAAAAGAAUAUUGGGUUUCUUAUUUA